GCAGUUCCCUAGAUUAGUGUCAAAACUUCCAGACUCCGCCAGGGGCAGCUGAAAAGGUAAUAGGUUAGUUCAGGCAGUUGGUGUCGAAAGCAAAAGAACACCUGGUGACAGAGAAAGACAGCAGAUGGACCCUAAAUACGGGAUAACCUUCAGAGAUCCUCUACAUCGACAUUGCCAGAGACGCAUUGCAUCUUCUGAGCGCCCCUUCGGAGACAGAACGUAAACAACGAAAACCAUCAACAAGCGGAGUAUGAAUGAAUGAAGAAAUUGUUUUUCUUUCAUAGACGAGCGCUUGUUUGUACGUUUGUAUGAAUAUGCGAACGUUCGUGCGUUUGUGUUACGUGAGAAGGCAGCCCCAGCUGCCACCCACCCCGCCCACCUGCCGCCUCGGAUGGGCGGAGCGUGUGAGAGCGGCCAUCCAUAAAUACGUGGCGGUCCAUCGACAUACCGUAUUCCCUCGCUAGAAGUUGACGAGUCCUGUAACCCGUGAGCGAUCUCUCUCUUCCUCUCUCUGCCCGUCGAGUAACUCGAAAGAUGAAGGCCCAGCGUUGCGUCUCUCCCCUUCAGGCUGUCAUGGGCGUGCUGGAGGGCAAGAUCACGAAGCACGAGGCCAAGGCUGAGGCGACUCAGGUCCUAAUGUACCUCGACCGCCUGCAACAGUUGGUGCCGCAGUGCCCGAAGGACCGUCCCAUCUCGCGCCUUGAACUCAUUCAAGCCGUCAUCGACUACAUCUGUGAUCUGGAGGACAAGCUGGCGCUCCCACUCGAGGGCCUGGAGGAUAGUGAGAUCGGCGACGACUCCGUCUUCGAGGACGACGUCCAAGGUAGCACACCCUAAAGUCUCCCCCUCAACGCCAUCCAAGUUUUUUUUAGAAAUAACGGGCUCAGGCCCUGUAACGUCUCGGCCGGAAGUCCUGGCAAGAAGGAGAAGAAGAAGAGAAGGGCCGAAAUCUGACCUUUUCACCCCCCCUUGGCCACCCGAAUCGACCUGGUGGUUGUAGUGGUGGUACCAGCAGGUCUCUCCAGAUGUGUGUCUAGUGAUGGCAGAUGCCUCCCAAAGGUGACAAAUGUAGUUAUCAGACAGUAAAAAUGCCCCAGUUUUGACCGAAACCGAAACGUGAUGUGGUGUAGUUGAAGCUCACUGACGCAGAGGAUGUGGAAACGAACUUGAUGUAAGUCAGAGGAAGUGACACCACUCGCAAACCAGCUGGCUGCUUUUCCGAAAGUUAGUUCCCAAGACACUGGAUACUUAGUCCACCUGUCGCUCGCUCGCCCGAAUUCUCAUCAGCACACCCGGUGUUGGCAAUGAAGCUCCCACGAAACCGCCGCCCCCCCCCCCCCCCCCCCCACCCCCCCCCCCCCCCCCCCCCCUCCCAUCUCUCUCUCUCUCUCUCUCUCUCUUCUCUCUCUCUCUCUCUCUGUCGAUUAUGAAAAUCGAUCUUGGAGGGAAGAAACGACCGCGAAUGAUUGACUGACUGAGAGGAGGGUCGCGCCCCAAGACUCCCUUUCAAGAUCUCUGGCCCAACUUUCCCAUUCGAAUGUCAUCGAAGAAGAAGAAGACUUCCACUGUUGUUUUCAUCCUGAAGCGCUGCACAAUAUGUUUGUUAUGGCAGUAGACUAUAGGCCUGUUCGUAGUUUAUAGGCAGUUUUUCGGACUGCGCUGAGUGACAGCCUCUGAAUUAGGAUUCUUUAUUUUUUUUUUCUAAUCAGAGAUGCAGUGUAAGUCCCGUAGAAUAUUUGAGUGUACAGCAUACACACUUGAUGCUUUGUAUGACAAGUGUACGUCUGAUUAAUUCGUAAGUAUAUUACAGUUGAGUUCAGUAUCACAGUAGUAGGAGAAUUUUAGAUAAGCAACUUUGAAAAUGCUGUUGUGUAAAUAAUCUAAGACUACAGCACGUGUUUACUUACUUUUAUACAUGAGGAAUAACUUGUGAUCAUGUUAUCUUUUAUAUUAAAAGAACUUGUGAUAGUAUUAUAUAUAAAUGAACUAUAAAAUAUACGAUGGCUUACUUAAAGCAUGACAUUAGAAAAUAGUAUUUGUUCUUUACACAUUAACUUAUUAACACAACACUUUUAGCCAUCACGACUCUGAACUGAAAGGUAUAGAAAUAUUUAUUUAUUCCUCUAAACACUUUGUGUGAAAUACAUAAUAUGGAAAGUAGUUUAGAAAACAAUGUUGUUGAUAUCUGGAAAA
This is a messenger RNA of Macrobrachium nipponense, 2193 nucleotides long. Its product is annotated as protein extra-macrochaetae-like. Bases 535 to 837 code for a protein of 100 amino acids. Gene Ontology annotation, molecular function: transcription regulator activity; protein dimerization activity. NCBI's taxonomy places the organism in Eukaryota, Metazoa, Arthropoda, Malacostraca, Decapoda, Palaemonidae. The transcript is spliced from 2 exons. The record is from RefSeq and is a predicted model, not a curated record. Gene Ontology annotation, biological process: circadian regulation of gene expression; cell differentiation; negative regulation of transcription by RNA polymerase II. Gene Ontology annotation, cellular component: nucleus; cytoplasm.